CUCUGUGGUGGAUUGAGCGGGUCUGGGCAAGUUCCCAGAGUGCUGCGCGUCCCGGUUGCUCGGCGCUGUCAUGGCGGGCUUGCUGAAGAAGACCACUGGCCUUGUAGGAUUGGCUGUAUGUGAGGGUCCACACGAGAGGCUAAAAAUAUUGUAUACAAAGAUUCUUGAUGUUCUUGGACAAAUCCCUAAAAAUGCAGCGUAUAGAAAGUAUACAGAACAGAUUACAAAUGAGAAGCUGAGUAUGGUUAAAGCGGAACCAGAUGUUAAAAAAUUAGAGGAGCAUCUUCAGGGAGGCCAAAUAGAAGAGGUGAUUCUUCAGGCUGAAAAUGAACUAAGUCUGGCAAGAAAAAUGGUGCAGUGGAAACCAUGGGAGCCUUUAGUGGAAGAGCCUCUUGCCAACCAAUGGAAAUGGCCAAUAUAAACAUCAUUAAAUGACUUGUGUGUUUAUGGGAAACUGAUGUAAUUAAAUACUCUGUUAUAUUAAAAAUAUUUCCAUAUUAUUGACAUCUUAUAAUCAAGAAAACUGAUACAGAACAUACAUAGGAGACUUGAUAAAAUCACUGAUUAUGUAAUAGGGACUUGUGAAUCGGUUUUUGAUUUGUAGAGCAUUCAUUCAAAUUAUUUCAAA
This is a messenger RNA of Kogia breviceps (pygmy sperm whale), 628 nucleotides long. RefSeq names its product NADH:ubiquinone oxidoreductase subunit A5 (gene NDUFA5). Gene Ontology annotation, biological process: respiratory electron transport chain. The record is from RefSeq and is a predicted model, not a curated record. NCBI's taxonomy places the organism in Eukaryota, Metazoa, Chordata, Mammalia, Artiodactyla, Physeteridae.